AACUACGGCGGCCAAUUAUUUGGGUCCCAAUUGAGAUUCUGAUCGAUAAUAUGAUCAAAGAUAAUAUUCAUAUUAUAUCAAAAGCUUACUUAGCUGAGGCAAACAAAAUGAACAAAGAUUUAGGACUCUCCGACAAACAAAUGGACGAGUUUCUGUUAACACAACACGCAUUGGGCAAAAUCAUGUACUUUGAUCAAGCAGAACUUAACAAUUUCAUCAUUCUGUAUCCUCCUGCAUUGGUCAAUAUCCUGAGGUCAUUCAUAACAGAUGAAAUGUUUUGGCCCACUGAUGAUACCCUUAGAAAUAUUCUUAGAAAAAGGACAUAUACUGGUAAAUUACCCAAAGCAGAUCUCAUUAAACUAUGGCAACAGAAACAAAUCGUUAAUCAUAUACCAGACGAUGACUACAUAGAGAUCAUUAUCCAGGUUCUUGUGCAUCUCGAUGUUUUGGUCCUGCCAAAAAGAUACUCUGGACAGGAUGACACACAUGUAGAUUAUUUUUUAGUUCCAUGCACAGUUAAACAGAAGAUGCCGAUGUCCUUUCUGGAUGACACAUCAUUUGCAAACAGAACUAUUGCGUUGGUUUAUCAAAUACGACAGCCAUCCAUACCGUCGGCAUUGUCUUUCAAACUGAUAGGUGCUGUUAGUGCUAUUUGGCCAAUCAAAGAGGUCAACGAACGUCCAUUAUUAUACCAUUCAUCAGCUGUACUAUGUGUUGACAGCCAAACUGAGUUUCGAAUAAUAGUAGAAGACAACAGAAUUGUCGUCUAUCUUACAAACAUGUCAUCUAGGUCUUGCAUCUCCCCAGAUAUCGCAGCUAGUAUUCAAGAGUGUUUAACCAUUACUUUACCAGCUGUUUUGAAGUUUUAUCUAAUCAGCAUUGGAAAGAACCACCAACAAGUAAAUGUGUCGAAUCUCUUUCACAUUGAAGUCGGAUAAGUUUGUUGCAGAUCUCCAUGUGUGAUAUCAAUUUCAAAGGCAAAACAAACUCCUGAGUGGGUGUGUAAUAGUGGAAAUACACAUUUCUCUAGAGAUCUUUUACUGUGGAUUUUUAACAAGACGCAUCAAGAGUGUUCAUCUAAUUGCCCAGGUCUGGACGAAUCUGUCCUGACAAUGUCACCAAGUGAGCAACAUCUAUCAAGACUUGCCUAUCAACUGAAUAUUCAAAGUUGUAGGGAGUUGAUAAUUAACCUCGGGAUACAACUGAAUGACUGGGAAGAUAUUGAGUACAGCUAUAUACGCAUGCCGCUUAUUAUCAAAAUCAUGGCAUUGAAUUUCUGGAAAACGAAAAACAUAGUGGGAAGACCAAACAAAUCAUUCAACAACUUGCUGGAUGCACUGAAGGCAGUUGGCGACACAAGGCAUUUACUUUGCAAGGUGUUUAGGGAAUACACACAUUUAUUAGAUAUUGCAGAUGUCCGACUUCAAGAAGUUCCAGAUGAUGAUGUUUUGCAAGGUCUUCAUAAGAACCUUGGUAAUUGCGCUAUACCACUCGGAAUAGAGCUAGGAAUAAGUGUUAGUUCAAUAGAGGAAACAAUGACUCGGCAUCCACGGGAUAUGUACAGUCAAAUAUCCGACAUCCUGAGAAAAUGGAAAACUUCAACAUGUUCAAGAGAAGUGAAACCGACAAUUUACAAAUUAAUGUUAGCACUGGAACGCGUACAUACUGGAGGGUUGGAUUAUUUAAAGGACAUCUAUCUUGUGCAGUAAUCCAUGUUAAAAUAUUCCACAAAUUAUGAAUGAUAUUCAUGAAAUGUCUUUCUUAACUUCAAAAAACACUGUAUAUUAGUGUCAAUUGAAGCAGAAGUUAAAACUAACAAAUAAUUCUCGAGAAAAUUAAAAUGUAGUAGAAAAAAAAUAAUCUAUGAACAAAAUGGUAUGUACGAAAUGUUAAUAUAAAGUACAUCUUAAUUAGAAACAGAAAAGCGAUUUAACAUUUGACCUUUGACUUAUCUACCAAACAUUCAAAUAUUUUACCACUUGUAAUAGAAAUGAAUAUCAAGAUAACUUAUUACAUAAUUAUAACACAAAUUGAAAAAUUAACAAUAAUUAAAAUAUAUAAUGCUUUUGAAUAUAUUUGUUGGGUUGCACGGGAAACAAGUCAUUUAUAGUAUGCAUUAACACAGAUUGACAAAAGGUAGUAAUACCUGUGUUUUGUUUACAAAUGUUUAA
Mytilus trossulus (common blue mussel) is the source of this 2171-nucleotide messenger RNA. RefSeq lists its product as uncharacterized. Bases 1113 to 1709 code for a protein of 198 amino acids. The transcript has 5 exons. Lineage: Eukaryota; Metazoa; Mollusca; Bivalvia; Mytilida; Mytilidae. Gene Ontology annotation, molecular function: protein binding. The record is from RefSeq and is a predicted model, not a curated record. Gene Ontology annotation, biological process: signal transduction.